GAUUAAAAGUCGGUGACUCGGAGUGUUCAGUUCGCUGGUGUUUCUAGCCCAGUAACCGGACCAUGUGUUACACCGCCUCCUCAGUCUCCGUUCCUUGAAAGGGAAUACUUCCUCGAUUACAAGCGAGAUGCCUUUCUGCAGGGUUUCCACUGGAGGUGUGGUGAGCGACACCAAAGAUGCUCUCCGUGAUGGGCGAGUCCAAGGGGACAGACAGACCAAUCGUAGGGGUGCUCUCUCAGGAACUGGGGGAGGAGGCGAAGUCUAAGUAUCCUGGAAAAACCAGCUUCAUCCCAGCAAGCUAUGUGAAGGCGUUGGAAGCGUCUGGAGCCAGAGUGGUGCCGAUCUUAAUACAACAGUCUGAGGAUUACUACAAACACAUUAUGUCUUCUAUAAACGGAGUGGUAUUUCCUGGCGGUGGAGUCCACUUUGCAGAUCCAGACGGCUAUGCGGCAGCUGGAAAGAUAAUUAUUGAUAUUGCUGAACAGCUUCAAGAUUCAGGUGUCUCGUUCCCUAUCCUGGGCGUGUGUCAGGGUUACCAACUGCUCAUGUAUAUAGCCUCCAACAGUACGGCUGAGGAGGAGAUCCUGGUCAGCUGUGAUACCGCGAACAUAGCCCUUCCUCUGGACUUCAAGCCAGGGUUCCAGCAGAGUCGCUUGUACGAACAUGCCUCCAAGGAUAUCAUCGAUACUUUGAAGACACUUCCGGUCACCUCCAACCAUCAUGUGCUGUGUGUGACGGAGGAUAUGCUGAGGACUCAUAACCUUGAACAUUCCUGGAGAGUGCUGUCCACGAAUAAGGAUAGCCAGGGGUUGGAGUUCAUCUCGAGCAGUGAGCACUUCCAUCGACCCAUCGUCGGCCUCCAGUUCCACCCGGAGAAGAACAUGUUCGAAUGGAAACCUGGACAGGCCAACCCUCACUCCCACAAGGCCAUCCUCAGCGCCCGCCACUUCUACGACUGGGUGGUGGCGGAGAGUAGAGCCAACAACCAGAACUUCUCCAGCGUCCAGGAAGAAAUCGACAGUUUGAUGUACAACUACAGUCCCGUCUACACGGGCAGGAUAGGAGGAUACGUCGAGCAGAUUUACUACUUUUGAUUCUAAGGAAUGUGAGUGGAGGAAAGAAAUACUCUGUGUUGACUAAGUUUAUUUUGCAUUGUAACUAAGCAUUUUUUAAAGAAACUUGUUUUUCCAUGAACACCCAAGAACCAUAUAAUAGUUUUAAGGCAUAUUUUUAACACUACCAAGAAACAGCUGUGAUUUCGGUUUAAUGCCUAUUGCCAUUGAGUCGUUAGCCAUUUUUAACGUAUAUAUGAAAUAAAUUUAUUUCAACAUGUCAA
Molecule: messenger RNA, 1336 nt
Organism: Homalodisca vitripennis (glassy-winged sharpshooter)
Lineage: Eukaryota; Metazoa; Arthropoda; Insecta; Hemiptera; Cicadellidae
Product: gamma-glutamyl hydrolase-like
Exons: 6
Coding region: 177-1094 (305 amino acids)
Biological process (GO): tetrahydrofolylpolyglutamate metabolic process
Cellular component (GO): vacuole
Molecular function (GO): gamma-glutamyl-peptidase activity
Source: RefSeq, a predicted model, not a curated record